AGAGGAGUCUCGCGUGCGCCAUUUUAGCGCGUCUCGAACCAUCCGGCAAGAUGGCGCUCUCGCUUUGUCUACCCUGAGCGGCGUAAAACACAAUUUACUUUUACUGCACACAUGAAAAUUGACCGGAUCGAAUGAAAAAACAGCUUUCCUCACGGGGCCAAACCGGUGACGUCUCAAAGAUCUGCGCGUGAAAUGAGCACAGAGAUCUUAAGGUCCAGUAAGCUGAAUACAUUGGUGACUAAACUUCAUGAGUUCUUGGGUAAUUCUCCGGACGACGAAAGCAUUGAUUCUCAAGACAUUUCCAAUGGUGAGGAUAAGUGAUGGGAAGUCAACUCCAAAAGAGCCGAUUCCUAGACUCUGAAUAGCCCUAGAGUUGGGAUUGACUCCAUCACAGGAAUCACAGGACCCUCAUUGUUGACUCUUUUGCUGGCAGUUGAGUGCACUAUAUUAGUAAAAUGGCAACCAGUGACUUAAACAUCCCUGUUGAGAAAAUGAAUGAGCCCAGUUGCUCCUCAGAAAUGACCAAACCUUCAUCUUCACGCUCAAAGAGAAAACCUUCAUUUGUGACCAAGCACACUGCCGUUGAUGAACCUGAAUGUGCAAAUGAGAGUGGAGGUGAACACUGUGCAGAUGACAGCAUGCAGAGCGGUCUGGAUAUUAACAAGUUACCACAAGGCACAGUGGUGGUGAAGCCGGAACCGGUUGCUAAUGAAGCUAAAGAUGAAUUCCGAGGUCCGGAGUUCCGUAUUAGAGGAAGCAAAGUGAAAGAGGACAGUACACGUAAACGCCCAGACGAGCAGCUCCAGGAGAUAUUUAAUUGCACAGCAUGUGGACAACAAGUAAAUCAUUUUCAGAGGGAUUCCAUCUUUCAACAUCCUGCACUGCAUGUUCUUAUCUGCAAGUCAUGUUUCAAAUAUUAUAUGAGUGACGAUAUCAGCAAGGAUGAUGAAGGGAUGGAUGAACAAUGCAGGUGGUGUGCAGAGGGUGGUAAUCUGAUUUGCUGUGACUACUGCAGCAAUGCCUUCUGCAAAAAAUGCAUUUUGCGCAACCUUGGGCGAAAAGAGCUGUCUGAAAUCAUGAGUGAAGAAAGCAAAUGGCACUGCUAUGUGUGCUGCCCAGAGCCGCUGAAGGACUUUGUUAAAACCUGUGAAAAAGUUUUGCUCAAUUUGGAAUCUUCUUACAAAAAGCCCAGGGGAGACAAUGACAAGACAAAGCGUGAAGACCGCAAACACAAGCAUACCAAACGAGAAAAAAAUGCUGUAAAUGGACAGGAUUAUGCAUCAGACGGAACGGGAACGUUAACCUUUUCCUGUAAGACGUUGAAGGUUCCGAAAGAGCUAGUCAAAAAGACCAAAAAACUAAUCGAGACCACAAACGGUUUGAAUCGUACUUUUGUACAAUUCCUCCAGCACAAAUCAAAAGGCCCUGACGUUAGUGCAGUAAGUUAUAGACACUUAAAGGCCUUCAAAUCAGUUUUGGCUGAUUUGAAAAAGGCACAUGCUGCUCUGGAGGAUUCUCUUGAAAAAGAAUUUGAAGAGAAAGGCCUCAAGUUUCAGAAUGGAGAGGAGCAAAGACCACCAGACAGUCAAACUGCAGGUAAAACAGUUGUUAACUCGCAUCAUGCUGACCCCACUACUGUCAGAGAAGAUGGUUUGGAUUGCCCUACCAAGGACCAUAAUCCUUUGGUAGAAGAGGAAAACCAACAGAACAGUUACUCAGCUGAUGUUGAAAUGAAGGAGAGCCUUCCACUCUCGCCAGAAAAAGCUCAGGACUGGUCUGAAGAAAGGUCUGAAGAAAGUGAGGCUAAAGAUCAGGAAAUGACAGAUAAUCCUGACUUUGAGGAAAGCUCUGUCCCAGCUGGUGAAGUGUCUCUUGAUAAAGACAUUGUGUCUGUUCCACCAUCUGUCCCAGAGGAACUCUUUGAGAUGGUAGAGAGUCUUGCUGUAAAGAAAGAAGAUGAUGCUGGCAACUCGACUGAUUCUAGUGAUGGAAAAUCGAUGUCCAAUGCUGAGGUUGUGGAAUCCAAUAAGAGCCUUACAAAACUGGGUAAAAAGCUUGUUGUCAAACUAACACCUGUUCCUCUUAAAAUUACCAUAAAACGAGAUAAGAGCAAUGAACGGUCUCCUUCAGAAGACAUGGAUGGUGAGACAUUACAAAAGGAGGGUCAAGAUAGCAGACGCUCCCCCAGGAUGAAGACCACACCCUUACGCAAGUCACCAGAGGCAAAGAGCAAACGUGAGCCAAGGUUGUCAAUGACAAAGGAAGAGUGCAGCGAUGCAGUCGAGGAGCAGUGUGAUUCUGAUUCAGAUGAAGUCCCUGAGGUCCUGCAGACUGCAGCUUUGAAGGCCAGCUCUGAUGAGAGUGAAACUGAAAACUGCGGGAACGCUUCUGGCAAACGUACCAAGAAGAAGAAGUUGGCUUCCCGGUCAACUGAGAAAGCGAAGCCAAAGCGCAAACUCGAUAUGGGCUCCUCAGAUUCGGACCAGAGCAACAAGUCGUCAACAGCAAAAAAAAGAAGUGCCAAAAAGAAGAAGGGCAGGGAAUCUGACUCCUCAAACCACAAUUCCGAUCUUGAGAAAGAGAUUAAAAACCUGGCCAAGAUUGGUAGUGGGAUAAAAAAAUCCAAAGGCGUCAAAAAGGAAGAGAACGAAUGCAGUAAAGAGGGUAAAAAAGGCCCUAAAAGGUCAUUCGAGCGAAAACGAAGGUCACAGAAAGAAAAGGCAAAGACCAAGGAAGAGUUUUCCUCCAGUGACGAAGAGGAGGAGGAGAAGGAGGAGGAAAAGCAGGCUGAUAACUCAGAUGAAGACAGUGAUCAGCAGAAGAUUAAACCAAUACUUGAGUCCGUUAUGGCUAGUAUUGAUGGUUUCCAUCAGUCAUCAGGAGAUGAAGUUGAAUUAAAGGCUGAAUCCUCUCAGGUGGUGGAUGAUGACGAUGACCCUGAGAAUAGAAUUGCCAAGAGGAUGCUUUUGGCUCAGAUCAAAGCCAACUAUUCAUCUGGAGCUGAUAGUUCAUCGGAUGAUGAAAACGCAGACAAAGAGGAUGGGGAUUCGGCAAAGAAAGGAAAAGAUGGUGCAAAGAAGCAAGAAGGAAGUGAAGAAGAGGAUGAAACUUCAGACUCGGGCUCAGAUGUUGACGUGAAGAAAGGUGGACGCAGGCACCGUUUGUUGCGUAAGAAGUUGACUCUAAGUGAGGGUGACUCUGAUGACGAGACCCCAGUCAAAAACAAGAAAGAAACCAAAAAGAGAGGCAGGCGGAAAGUGGACAGCGACGAUUCGGCAGACUCGGACUUUGAGCAGUCGCACUCUGGUUCCAGUGAUGCGUCAGCGCUCAGUGAGGCUGUGAGUGAAGAUGCGGAGGAAAACAAGAGCAAUAAACGCAAAACACGGUCGUCCAGAAAAGCAGCCAAAGACAGUGAGAGAAGUUACCAGAAAGAGAAGAAAAAACGACGUCGCAUUAAGGUUCAAGACUCCUCAUCCAGUGGCAAGAGUGGAGAGGAAGAGGAUGGAGAUGGUGAGGGUGAUGGUGAAGGGGAUGAUAAAGGAACACCCAAAAAUCGCAAGAAGAUCCGCAAGAUCAUUAAAGAUGACAAUCUGCGGACAGAGACCCGAGAUGCUCUGAAGGAGGAAGAGGAGAGGAGGAAACGCAUUGCUGAGAGGGAGCGGUUGAGGGAGAAACUACGAGAGACUAUUGUGGUGGAGGAGUCAUCACAGGUCACGUGUCCCAUCACCACAAAAUUGGUGCUCGAUGAGGACGAGGAGACCAAGGAGCCACUAGUGCAGGUUCACAGGAACCUGGUGACCAAACUCAAACCCCAUCAGGUGGAUGGUGUGCAGUUUGUGUGGGACUGCUGCUGUGAGUCAGUGAAGAAAGUAGAGAAGUCUUCUGGUUCUGGCUGUAUUCUGGCCCACUGCAUGGGUCUGGGCAAAACCCUCCAGGUGGUGACGUUUCUCCACACUGUGCUGCUGUGCGAGAAACUGAACUUCAGCACAGCUCUGGUGGUGUGUCCACUCAACACUGUGCUCAACUGGCUCAAUGAGUUUGAGAAGUGGCAAGAAGGCUUGAAGGACGAGGAGAGUUUAGAGGUGACAGAGCUGGCCACAGUGAAGAGACCUCAGGAGAGAGCAUAUGCUUUACAGCGCUGGCAAGAAGAUGGUGGCGUCAUGAUCAUAGGCUACGAGAUGUAUCGCAACCUCACGCAAGGACGAAACAUCAAGAGCAAGAAGCUGAAAGAAACCUUUCAGAAAACUCUAGUUGAUCCAGGUCCGGAUUUUGUCAUCUGUGAUGAGGGUCACAUCCUGAAGAACGAAGCAUCUGCUGUUUCCAAAGCCAUGAACUCCAUCAAGACUCGUCGGCGGGUGGUGCUGACGGGAACUCCACUGCAGAACAACCUGAUCGAGUAUCACUGUAUGGUGAACUUCAUUAAGGAGAACCUGCUGGGAUCAGUGAAAGAGUUCAGAAACCGCUUCAUCAACCCAAUUCAGAAUGGUCAGUGUGCCGACUCCACACUCGCUGAUGUCCGUGUCAUGAAGAAACGAGCACACAUCCUCUAUGAGAUGCUGGCAGGAUGUGUCCAAAGAAGAGAUUACACUGCCCUUACAAAAUUCCUGCCACCAAAACAUGAGUAUGUGUUAGCGGUCCGGUUAACACCCAUUCAGUGCAAGCUUUAUCGAUACUAUCUGGAUCACUUUACAGGUGUUGGUUCUGCCUUGGAGAGUGGAAGAGGUCGUGCGGGAACCAAACUCUUCCAGGAUUUCCAGAUGCUCAGCAGAAUCUGGACCCAUCCGUGGUGCCUCCAGCUGGACUAUAUCAGUAAAGAAAACAAGGGAUACUUCGACGAGGACAGUAUGGAGGAGUUCAUAGCCUCAGAGACAGAAGAGUCCUCCAUGAGUUUGACCUCUGAAGAUGAGAAGCCCAAAAGGAAGAAGAAACGAGGCAAAGGAAAAGAGCAGAGCUCAGACAAGUCUGACAGUGAUGACCUGGAAGUGAUUAAGGAGUGGAACACCAGCUCUCGUGGUGGAAACCCUGAGGGGAGGAAUAGAGCAGAGCCUGUGGAGGAGGUUCGGGCCUCAUCCAACUCUGGUCCUGGCAGCCCGUCACCGGACUGGUACAAAGAGUUUGUGGUCGAGGCAGAUUCUGAGGUACUGGAACAUUCUGGGAAAAUGGUUCUUCUUUUUGAGAUCCUCCGCAUGGCUGAAGAAGUGGAAGAUAAAGUGUUGGUGUUCAGCCAGUCUCUCAUUUCUCUGGACCUCAUCGAGGAUUUUCUGGAGUUGGCAGGCAGAGCCAAAGAGGAAGGGAAACUUUCGCCGUACAAAGGUGAGGGCAAGUGGUUCAGAAACAUUGACUACUAUCGCCUGGAUGGUUCCACGAACGCCAUGACCAGGAAGAAGUGGGCAGAGGAGUUCAAUGACACCAGUAAUGUUCGGGGUCGAUUGUUCCUCAUCUCAACCAGAGCUGGUUCUCUUGGGAUCAACUUGGUAGCUGCAAAUAGAGUCAUAAUUUUUGAUGCCUCAUGGAACCCAUCCUACGACAUUCAGAGUAUUUUCAGAGUCUAUCGCUUUGGUCAAGUGAAGACUGUGUUUGUCUACAGGUUUUUGGCUCAGGGAACCAUGGAGGAGAAGAUCUAUGACCGGCAGGUCACCAAACAGUCGCUGUCCUUCAGAGUUGUUGACCAACAGCAGAUUGAACGUCACUUUACGAUGAACGAACUGACGGAGCUCUACACAUUUGAGCCCGACCAGCUGGAUGAUCCCUCUGAGAAGAAGAGCAAGCGGGCCACACCCAUGCUCCCCAAGGAUCCUGUCCUGGCAGAACUGCUUCACAGUUACAAAGAUCAGAUCGUCGGCUACCACGAGCAUGACUCUUUGCUGGACCACAAAGAGGAAGAGGCCCUGAGCGAGGAAGAUCGCAAGGCAGCCUGGGCCGAAUAUGAGGCCGAGAAGAAGGGUCUGUCCAUGCGUUUCAACCAGCCGUCCUAUUCUCAAAUGGGCGUGGGAUCAGCACCAAACUCCUACUUCCCCUUCAACGUGGCUGCGUUAGCCUCCAUGAGCAACCAACAGUUGGAGGAUUUGAUUAACCAGGGCAGGCAGAAAGUGUUGGAGGCCACUAGCGCUCUGAAGUCGGUGCCUAGGGAACCACUGGAGGACAUCAUCGCACAGGUGUGGAAGGAGAAUCCGAGUUUACCGGAGGCCCAGGUUCAGUCCAUGGCUCUUGGGAGGCAGGCCGGCUUCGAGCUGGAAAUCAAACACAGGGAAGCUGUUUACCGUGAUGUCCUCAGCAAGCAACAAACUCUGAUGAUGUACGUGCAGAAGGUGAUUGCCAACCGGAAGGUCCAGGAGCAGCAGAUGGCCCUGGCGAGACAGGGUAUGCUGCUCAACCAGUUGGCCAUGCAGAACGGUCUCGCGGCUCCUAUGAAUCAGAUGGACCUGCUUGGGUUGUACCAGCAGCUUGGGGCGCUCCAGGGCCUCCCCUCAUCACAGCUGGGCAAGAACCCGGGCCCUUCUAAGGGACUGUAGAUGCCUCUGCCCCUCAGUGUACACACAGCUGGACUGACACAGCCAGGACACCUACUUGAGCUCCUCGGUCAUGAGAGGACAUCCUGGGACUUUGUUAAUGGGGUUUUGGCAGUGCAGUUUGUCAUUUUUGUGUAUAUAGCCUUAAUGUUAUUCAAGAUCUUUUUUUUUUUUUUCUCACACGUAUUUAAGAUUAAAGAAGAUAUUCUCCCCAAAUGCUUUUAGGCAUUGCAAGUUUCUUUCCCCUUGAAUAAGGGCUGUGCAUAUAUGAAUAAUUAUAUUGCAAGGAAAACAGCGUGAUUGAAGAGGGACCAUAGCGUUUCUGUUCUAUAACCAUAGAGAAGAUUUCGCCUCGUAAAUACUCUCUGCGUUAAUAUCUUCCUAGUAGUGGAUUGUCAUCGGUACUGUGAUAGCCAGUGCGCCAGAGACACUGCAGCGGACACCUUAAAUGUAAUGUCAAAUCAAAUGGCCUUAUAUCAAGCAGCUAGAUCUCUUCUAAUGUUUUAAAACCCCUUUUUCUAAUCUGCUUUUAGGUAUUUAAACUCGUUGUUGCUAAUCAUGCUAUGGAAUGUCUGUGUUGUUAAAACUGCUUGCUGAAUUCCUCUGGACUUUUGUAACAUCAAACUUCUCGUUGUAGUGUUGCCUAGCAUAUUGUUGUUAGUACUGUUCAUAUUUUAUCUUUCUGUUGUUGUUUUUUUUUUCUGUUUCUUUUCCCCACUUGCUUUGGGUUUGUGCCUGAGUUGGCGUCUGGCAGGUGUUGGGUACAUGUUUGUGUGGUUUAACCGAAGUUCAACCUCUUCUGAUGAUGAUAUAAUAAUGCUAACACUUUCCUUAUCAGGUUAGUGCUCAGGCUGUAUUGUUCUGUUCUUGGGCACAUCUCCACUUCGGAUGCUAAAUUAGAUGUUUUUCAUUGGCAACCAAAAGCCCUUUGAUAUCCACAGGGUGUCGUUCAGAAAUGUAGAGGAACUUUUUCCCCUUCUGAAAAUGUUCUAAUGUUAGCAUAUACACCACCAAUUUCUGCCAUUAAUAUGAUCUGCUACUUAGUAUUUAAUAUCACAUUUAAAUAAAGUGACCAAAAGGAUGAGUUACAUUCA
This is a messenger RNA of Ctenopharyngodon idella (grass carp), 7603 nucleotides long. It is a transcript of the gene atrx, whose product is annotated as ATRX chromatin remodeler. Gene Ontology annotation, molecular function: ATP-dependent chromatin remodeler activity; ATP hydrolysis activity; ATP binding. Gene Ontology annotation, cellular component: nucleus. The coding region runs from base 456 to 6512 and encodes 2018 amino acids. The transcript has 35 exons. Lineage: Eukaryota; Metazoa; Chordata; Actinopteri; Cypriniformes; Xenocyprididae. The record is from RefSeq and is a predicted model, not a curated record.